AUGAUUGCGCAGGUCGUCGGACCGGCCGGAACCAUUAUUGGGCGGGCACCCCGGAAAUGGAUCAUAGCCACGAUAGCCGCAUUUAUGAUCAUUGCUCUGGGCCUACUACAUGGUGUAAAAACCGACUUUCAGUCUUUUAGCCACAAUAGCCCAGAUAUUGAGGAGCCGGUUCUUCAACAUCCAAGAGACCUUGCUACAAACUCGACACUUGGGUUUGAACGUCUCGUCGCUCUGUCGACUGGGCCGAGCUGGCGCACGCGCGGUCUGAACCGUGCAGCCGAUCUCUCCGGCCUCGACUUUACUAUUCCUUUUCAACCACGUAACCCCGAUGAACUGGUGCAUGCCUUUCAAAGCCUCGGCAGCCCGCAAGACCGGAAGCCGCCGGAUGGCUCUGCUCGCGCCUGGCUCUCACAUCUCGACUUGCUCAAAUACAUCAUCGCCUCGGGCUUUGAGACGGCCCUCGUUGUCGAAGAUGACGUUGAUUGGGAUGUGCGCAUCAAGCAACAGAUGACCCUUGUCUCGGACAAUCUACGAGCAUAUCAAGAGACGCCCGAAAAUGACACGACGCCCUUUGGUACCGACUGGGAUGUCCUCUGGCUCGGACAUUGCGGAUCCUCCAUCUCGGAACAUCCAUCCAAGGCGCCAUUAGUUUAUGCCGACGACACUGCUUUCCCUAGCAGUCAUUACCUUGGCUGGGCCCAGCCAACACUGGAGAAGUACCUUGGAGAUGGACGGCGGCAGGUGCAGACUUCGUCCAUGACAGUCUGCUCCUUUGCCUAUGCUGUGAAUCGCGUCAGCGCGCAGAAAGUGCUCGAAGUGAUGGGCAAAGGUGCCAAUGAAGCUUUCGACGUCGGCCUUAAUGUAGCUUGCCGCGAUGGAAAGCUGCGCUGUCUUAUUGUCAAUCCGCAGCUCUUCAACCACUAUGAGCCGCCGUUUACGCAGGGCUAUGUCAGCGACGUGCAGGCUGGUGAUGGCAAGGGGGCCAGCAAAGAAGAAGACGAGUUUGAGCAGAAGAUGGGGACAACGAGGAAUAUCAUCCAGAGCGCACGCUGCAAGGCCUUGUUUGGGAGCGAAUGCGCACAGCCCAGCAACUGUAUUGGGUCCGCCAUAUGCAAGGAACUGUACAACUGA
Messenger RNA from Pestalotiopsis fici W106-1, 1131 nucleotides. RefSeq lists its product as uncharacterized. The record is from RefSeq and is a predicted model, not a curated record. The coding region runs from base 1 to 1131 and encodes 376 amino acids. Lineage: Eukaryota; Fungi; Ascomycota; Sordariomycetes; Amphisphaeriales; Sporocadaceae. The transcript has 2 exons.